This is a messenger RNA of Cyprinus carpio (common carp), 1014 nucleotides long. Its product is annotated as extracellular calcium-sensing receptor-like. The transcript has a single exon. Gene Ontology annotation, cellular component: membrane. Gene Ontology annotation, biological process: G protein-coupled receptor signaling pathway. The record is from RefSeq and is a predicted model, not a curated record. Bases 13 to 1014 code for a protein of 333 amino acids. Gene Ontology annotation, molecular function: G protein-coupled receptor activity. NCBI's taxonomy places the organism in Eukaryota, Metazoa, Chordata, Actinopteri, Cypriniformes, Cyprinidae.
UCUUAUGAAACUAUGUUAAAGUUAAGUGUAAUACUGUCCUCUUUGUCAAGUGACUUUAUAAAGCACUUUACAUUCACUAACUUUUCUUUUUUUAUAUAUUGGAAUAAUUUCUUAACAGAUUCUAGUGACUGCUUUCCAUGUGAUUUGGAAUACUGGUCGAAUGAAAGGAAAGACGGAUGUGUAUUAAAAGUGGUUGAAUUCCUUUACUAUACAGAAAUCAUGGGGGUGGUAUUUUGUAUUUUCUCCUUCAUUGGAGUGUUAUUAACAGCAAUGGUAUCUUUUCUGUUUUACCUUCAUAAAGAAACAUCUAUUGUAAGAGCCAACAACUCAGAGCUGAGUUUCCUGUUGCUUUUCUCACUCUCACUGUGUUUUCUCUGUUCACUUACUUUUAUUGGUCGCCCCACUGAGUGGUCCUGUAUGUUGCGUCACACAGCAUUUGGGAUCACUUUUGUCCUCUGUAUCUCCUGUGUUCUGGGGAAAACAAUAGUUGUGUUAAUGGCAUUUAAGGCAACACUUCCAGGAAGUAAUGUCAUGAAAUGGUUUGGGCCUCUUCAACAGAGACUCAGUGUUGUGUCCUUAACGUUAAUACAGUUGAUCAUCUGUGUGCUUUGGUUAACAAUAUCCCCACCUUUCCCAUAUAUGAAUUUGAACUAUUACAGAGAAAAGAUCAUCCUUGAAUGUCACUUAGGUUCAGCUCUUGGUUUCUGGGCUGUUCUGGGUUAUACUGGCCUGCUAUCAAUUAUGUGUUUUCUUUUAGCUUUUCUUGCUCGGAAGCUCCCUGAUAACUUCAAUGAAGCCAAGUUCAUCACAUUCAGUAUGCUCAUAUUCUGUGCUGUCUGGCUCACAUUUAUCCCAGCUUAUGUCAGUUCUCCUGGAAAAUUUACUGUAGCUGUACAGAUAUUUGCUAUUUUAGCAUCGAGUUUUGGUUUAUUAUUUUGCAUAUUUGUUCCAAAAUGUUACAUAAUUUUGCUAAAACCAGAGAAAAACACAAAGAAACACAUAAUGAGAAAAUAG